GGGGGAGGGGGUGCGAUGCAGGCCGGCGGGGGUUGGUUCGUGCCAUGGACGAUGGGGGUGCAGAAGUUCGCCGUGGCCUUACCAAUGGGAGGAGUGGUGCCGUUUGUUCCGCCGCUCCUGGCCGCAUUGCCGCCCGCACCACCACCAUUGAGACUUAUUGCUCCACCCCCGCUGCCGCAUCAGGCUCAACCUGGGAGAAAGGGAGAAAAAGACAACGGCAAAAGCUGUAUACUUUCCUGCGAGAAAAGGAAGGCGGAUGAUACCGAUAUUAACAAGGACUUGAAGAAGGCGAAGUUAGAAACAAAGGCGCUGAAGGCGAAGAGGCCUGGUUUCACAGACGACAGAUAUAACGAAACUUCGUAUUAUAUUGAGAAUGGCCUCAGAAAAGUAUACCCCUACUACUUCACAUUCACCACCUUCACAAAAGGGCGGUGGGUUGGUGAACGCAUCCUCGACGUGUUCGCCAGAGAGUUCAGGGCUCAUCCUGCCGCAGAAUACGAAAGAUGCAUCAGAGCUGGGACCCUGACAGUGAACUAUGAAAGAGUAGACCCUGACUACAGGCUAAAACAUAACGACCUCCUUGCGAACGUAGUCCAUAGGCACGAGACGCCAGUGCUCGCUAGUCCCUUGCGCAUCAUACACGUGGAUGAGGAGCUUCUCGUGCUAGACAAGCCUUGCUCGCUACCGGUUCACCCGUGCGGUAGAUACCGUCACAACACGGUCGUUUUCAUCCUGGCUAAGGAGUACAAUUUGAAAAACUUGAGGACCAUCCACCGGCUUGACAGGCUAACGUCAGGACUACUGCUGUUCGGUCGGAGUCCGAAGAAGGCAAGACAAAUGGAACAUCAGAUCAGGAACAGACAAGUGCAGAAGGAAUACGUAUGCAGAGUCGAUGGGGCGUUCCCUGAGGAAGAAAUUGAGUGCACCGAACCGAUAGAAGUGGUCAGCUACAAAAUCGGAGUCUGCAAAGUUUCCCCCAAGGGUAAAGACUGUUCAACGGUGUUCAAAAGCCUGGGGUAUAACUCUACGAACAACACUAGUGUUGUCCUUUGCAAGCCGAAAACGGGGAGAAUGCACCAAAUUCGAGUGCAUUUGCAGUAUUUGGGUUAUCCUGUGGUAAACGAUCCCCUCUACAAUCACCCAGUCUUUGGACCUCUCCGUGGCAAAGGAGGUGAUAUGGGAGGCAAGACCGACGAACAAUUGGUUCGGGAUCUCAUCGCGAUACACAAUGCUGAAAACUGGCUCGGCGUUGACGCUGCUGAUGACGAUAUGUUGUUUUCUAAACCUGCGGCUGAUGAUAAAGUUGGUGAAGACGACUGCGACACUGGUCCAGCGUCAAGAGAAUCGUCACCAAGACUGGAAUCCCCUGCUCCAGGCGUGACUCCUUCAACUGUCAUGACACCGACUUUACCAAGUCCCUCAAGUGGAGCAGAAGCCCCAGAAGCAUCAUCGCCCGCUCCUUGCACCCUGGCACCCUCACCAGCUGUGUCUCCUUUGCUUAGCGAGGAUUCUAAUGAUGCUAAGUCAGACAAAGUGACAGUGGCAACGCAAACAGGCUGUGCGCCUACUGCAAUAAGUACAGCGAACGCUUCAUCGAGCAGUUCUACAGAUGCAAUUUCCUCCGACCCGCACUGCUAUGAGUGCCGCGUGCGGUACCGGGACCCGCGGCCGCGCGAUUUGAUCAUGUAUUUGCACGCUUGGAAGUAUAAGGGUCCUGGAUGGGAAUAUGAAACCGAACUCCCUCAAUGGGCGAGUGUGCACUGGGAAGAGCCCGAGAGCUCAUAGUCAUUAACACCAUUGCGCCGGCGCCUCGCGACCAUACACGUCACUUUUAAACACAAGUGAUACAUGACAAUCAUAUUGACGUUGUUGUUUAUUAUAGACUUAAUGAUAGUAAUGUUAAUGAUGGCAUUGAAGUGAUAAAUGAUGAUUUUAAACUCAAUAUUGAAGCAAAACAUUAUGUAUAACCUGUUAAUGUUACACAGAGAAUAAUUGCUUCAGUAUUGUAUGAUAAUAUUAUUCGCGAGGCGUCAAAAGUUGAAAUGGAAAAUUUUUACUAGGCUGUUGACGAUACAGUGCUCUGAGGUAAGUUUUAUAAAAUUUAAAAUAAGUGACAAUUAGCGUAAGGUUAGAUUUUGUGCAUUAAUGCUGCUUAUCUUAUUUUAAGUUCUUAAUUAUUCAGCUGCCUUUAGAGCACUCGUGUUUGCGUGUUUGAUUUCGACCCUUCAGUAUUUUUUAGUAAUUCUGUUUUCAGUUCCUAUAUUGGCCUAGUAUUUGUCGGCUUGUUGUAGUCUAGUAUAAGGGGUGUAACAAUUUGUAAUAAUAUCGGUACCAUUAAUAUAGUUAUAUCGCUUUAACGAGGCAGGGUCAGAUCCACAAUCAUAAAUGAAUAUAUGAUAAAUAAAUCCUUUUUAAACACGUAAUGGGAUAGCUCUUCUACAGAUACAUAUAUCACAAAAAUAAGAAAGAAACGAGUAAAAAUUUCACCAACAAUUAAGGGCAACAUUGGUUCCUCAAGGUUUUCCUUAUUUUUUCGAUCAUUUGAUAUCUUUUUUAAUAUGUUUACAAUCACUUCUUAAGUUAUGUUUUUGUAUUUUUCGUGCACGUUAAUAAUAAUUGGUGAAAUUUUAGAAAUUUCAAUCAAGUUUUGGACCACUGCUAUAUUUUCUUAUAGUCUUAA
Messenger RNA from Hyposmocoma kahamanoa, 2680 nucleotides. Its product is annotated as RNA pseudouridylate synthase domain-containing protein 2-like. The record is from RefSeq and is a predicted model, not a curated record. Gene Ontology annotation, molecular function: RNA binding; pseudouridine synthase activity. Gene Ontology annotation, biological process: pseudouridine synthesis. The transcript has 13 exons. NCBI's taxonomy places the organism in Eukaryota, Metazoa, Arthropoda, Insecta, Lepidoptera, Cosmopterigidae. Bases 16 to 1785 code for a protein of 589 amino acids.